Messenger RNA from Pseudoliparis swirei, 2229 nucleotides. Its product is annotated as afadin- and alpha-actinin-binding protein B. The coding region runs from base 332 to 1654 and encodes 440 amino acids. The transcript is spliced from 12 exons. NCBI's taxonomy places the organism in Eukaryota, Metazoa, Chordata, Actinopteri, Perciformes, Liparidae. The record is from RefSeq and is a predicted model, not a curated record.
CACCAUGUGCACGAAUCUAAGCGUUGGUUUAAGAAGUUUUCCGACUGAAUCAUUUUAAACCCGGAAGCUUCAAUCCCAUCCCUUUGUUGAUGUCAAUUAGCAGAAGUGCCAUCACCUGGAAUCAAAAGCGUCCGCUUCUGUUGGAGGAAGUUUCACUUGUGCUCAGGUAAGGUAACAUGAGAACCGGCCUAUUGUUGCUCUAGUGAUGUAGCGGUGUGGCUGUCAUCGAAGUAUGCGUGUACAUGUUGGUCAUGUUGUGGCGCACACCGUUUACAUUUUGCAUGCAAGUAAAAUGUCCCCUUGUUGCUAAAUAUGUGAAUACGGCCUCCAGAUGGCUUCGAGGUUUGGCCUGAAGACAGUCGGAAGAUGCUCGGAGUCCUCGGACUCCCAGGAUCCCAGCCCUGUGAAGGAGCUCUCUCACAGCUCCUCCUGGUGGGCUGACCGGGAGGAGCAAGGAGACGAGCUCAGGGAGCAUCUAAAGGAGAUGGAUACACAUGUGGCCAGGCUUCAGGACAUGCUGAUAUGUGAACAGGCCAAAUGCACUCGUCUGCAGCUGCGGUGUAACCAGCAGGAGGCGGAGCUUAGGCUUAGAGAGCAGCACACCAACAGACUGAAGGAGCGAUUGUCUCAGCUGACCGACCGACACAGAGAGAAAGGACCCUCAAUAGAGGUGUUGAACUUUCCGCCUGGAGGUCGAGGCAAAAGAGAAACGCCAAUCAAACCAUUCAGGCCUACUGCCAAAUGGGAAGAGGCGACGCUGCGUCUGAUGCUGGAGCGCAGAGAAGCAGAGCUCAGGGAGGCCAUGAAGCUGCGCCACAGCCUCACCACUUUACUCCAUGCACUCCGAGUCGACAUGGAGCAUACCCUGCCGGAUGUGGUGGAUGUUCAGGAAGAAGUCCAAAGUGAAGACAGAAGGCUGGACGAAGCUGAGCGAGCGCUUGGUGACCAUGUGACAGGAGGUGUGGUGUCCAGUUGGAGGCAGGUGCAGAAGAGACUGGGUGACGUCCCAUCUGAAGGAGGCCUCACUGACGUUGAUACCGACCAUGGGAAGCUCCUGGCUCGACUGGAACCUGAACUGGAGGAGAGUCGAGACCUUGUCCGAUUACAACAGCAGAUGAUGGAGGACAGCCUUGCGUCACCCGCCACCGCUGAACUGGCCGAUUCCUACUUUUUGGAAGAGUGGGAACGUCUUCAGGUGCACUGGGCCGAGCUCUAUCAUCAGCGGCGGACUUUUGAAAGGGAGAGGCAGUCCUUCACCGACGCUGCCAUCCGACUGAGCCAUGAGCGUCGGGAUUUUGAGCAACAGAAGGCCGCCCUCCUGAAGCAGCAGUAUCUGUGUGACUCCCCCCUGUCUGCUCAGGAAGCAGCGAGCCACAACACGAGAGGGAGCACAGCACUCGAUUUCUCACGUUUGGGGCCCACCAGCAUAUCUGACCGUCUUCCCAUUACGCCAUCGUCUUCCUCCAAGUCGGGCACGGCUGCUCUUCCUGGAUCCCGAGAGGGAGGAGUUCAAACCCCAAGCACCCCUGAGCUGUACUCUGCCCUCAACCUGUCAUACAACUGCAGAGAGGUCGAUGGCCAGUCGGAGACAUGGGACGGCCCAGUAGACGGGAUAGAUACACGGCAGGCUGCACACUUAGACUGGUCUUUUUAAUACUAUUUUGAUGAUAGCAUGGUGAUUUUAAAAAACACAUGCCACACUAUUUCAGAUUUUUAAAUAAUCAAUAAAUGCUGAUUUAUAUUUCACUCAUUUUGUUUUUUCCAAAGGUGCUGUUUAAGAAAAGAAUAAAAAUACAAUUUAUCUUUAAUCCAGCCUGGCCAAUACAAUAUUUUCUAAAUUGUGUCUGUUUAUAGUUCUAUAAUGACGGAUAUUAAGCAUUUUUAGACUACUGUGGCAUUUAUUUCGUCUUUAAAAAAAAUAUUGUUGUUCAGAAUCCACAAUUAUCAAAUCAAAUUAGCCUGAAAGUCUUUUCUCAUUUUGAGAUUGUUUUUUUGGGCAUGUUCCUUGUUCUUUUGGGCAUGUUCCUUGUUUUUUUGGGCAUGUUCCUUGUUUUCCUUCAUCCACACAUUAAAGUUAUCGCAUGUCUUUUACAUCCAUAGCUAAUGCAGAGAUCAUCAUUUGCACUUUUGCAUCAUCCAGACUGAGUUAUCGUAAAAAGACAAACUGAAAUUUUAAAUAAAAUAUGUCGCCGUAUACAGCGCAAAGCAAAUGUGUGCACAAGGGACCGA